GAGCGCUCUCCCCAUAAAGCCGCGCCGGACUUGUUUAUGAAAGUUGUUGCGAGACGCGCUCCGGGAAACCGACCUCUCUCCUCCCCGAACCUGCAGGAUCUUUACCGGUGGUGACAUUUACAGCUGAGUGAGUGAGUGAAGUCCAUGCCGGCCCCGGCCCGGUUCGACGCUCUUGUCAUGAGUCAUCCAUCAAAUAUGGGAACUUAAAGAAACAGCUUGUGUAUGACAUGAAUGACAAACAGGACAGGCCUUAUGUGUGCGGCGCCCCUGGCUGCCUGCAGCGCUUCCAGCUAGAGGAGCAUUUGAUCAUCCACAGUCGCAAGCACGAGAUGACUCUCAAGUUCCCCUCCAUCAAGACGGACGCAGUUUUCACAGACCAGACCCCAACGCCAACGCGAUUUUUGCAGAACUGUGAAGAGGUCGGUCUGUUCAAGGAGAUAGAGGAGGAGUUUCUUCAAGCGCAAGAGGAGGAGAACAACAAACAAACGCUCUCUGAAAACGGGCCGUCGUGUAUGAACCAGCACCAGCUCAAACCUCCGCUUCACCUACAGCAUCCCCCGCAGCCGCAGCACGCACAUCCGCAGCCGCCGCUCCAUCAUCACCAGAGCCAUGUCCCCAUGAUGGCACCGAGCUGCAGCCUGGCGGCCCAGCAGGCUCUCUCCGCAUCCUCCUCCCAGUCUGGAUCAGUCAUCACUCCUUCCAAACUAACACAAGCAGACCCGGUUCCUGGUUCGCUGUCCUGCCUCCUCCACAUGCAGAGCAGGCCCAGACAACCUCUGCCAGCCUCAUUACCUGGCACCCUGCCAGACCCCGCCAUGCAAGGGGCAUCUGCUCGGCACAUGACUAGAGCCAAACCGACGAUGGGCCACCAUUACCAACAGCAACUCCCGGGACUCGUCAACAACCCUGUGACAUCCAUGGGCCACAUGAUGGACAUGAUGUCCCAGCGGCACUCUGCACCUGCACCACAACAGCACCAGCACCACCACCAUCCCCACCAUCAUCCUCAUCAUCCUCAUCAUCAUUCUCAUCACGCACAGCUUCCAGCGCCGCCCCUCCCCUAUCAACAGCAGUGCCAUGCUCCCCCUCCCCAACACCUCCACCAGCUGCACCAGUCAGGGACUGGACCGCACACUCAGGCUCACCAGUCCCCGCCUUCACGCUUACACCAGGGCUCGCCGCCGUCGCCGUCACUCUCUGCCCCACAGUUAUCACCAGUUGCCCAACAGAUGCAGCCGUCGCAGCUGUGCCACUCCCAGCAUGCAGUGCAGGCAGGCGGUGGCGGAGGAGGAGGCAACCGCCGCAGACGCACAACUGAGCAGGACCCCGACGAGCGGAGGCAGAAGUUCCUGGAGCGCAACCGGGCCGCGGCCACCCGCUGCCGACAGAAGAGGAAGCUGUGGGUCUCGUCGCUGGAGAAGAAAGCUGAAGAGUUGACGCACACAAACCUGCAGCUACAGAACGAGGUGACGUCACUGAGGUCGGAAGUGGGUCAGCUGAAGCAGAUUCUCCUCACCCACAAAGACUGUCCUGUCACUGCUAGACAGAGAGAGGCACAGGGGUACCCCACUGCAGGGGUGAGCCCGGGAGGAAGUCCCACCCCUGCAGGUCCUGGGUCUCAUCUGCAAGCGGUCCAACACAACAGCAUUUCCACUUCCUCAGUGGCUGCAGGCGACCCCGGCCACGGUCCCCGGCCCGGACGCCAGUCUCCUACAUAUAGAUGAAAUACUGAACUUCUAAUUGGACAUGAACCCUGAGGUGUUUCUCAGUAUUGUUAAGAUGACGUUUUGUUUGGAAACAAGACCGGAAAUAUCACUCUACAUAUCAGGUAAAACAAAAGAUAAAUAAAAAAAUGACCGCCUUUGUGAGUCUCGUUAAAAACUGUGAUGGCUACCUAGCAACUUGAUCCUGUGUUAAUGCAUAAAACUUGAUCCUGUGUUAAUGCAUAAAAUGUCUGUCUCUGUUUACAUGGACCUAACCGUCACCUGCACCUGCAGUCUGAAUCAAGACGCGUGUUUUUCAGCAUCUUUCACUACUCCGUCUCGUAAAAAAAAACCUAUAUUUUUGGUUCUAUUUCUAAAUAUGCCGCUGCUAACGCGCACCUUAUGCCCUUCUAUUUGAAGAAUGGCAGCUUGCAAUAAACAACAUGACUGUAUUUGUUAAAAAAAGGUAAAUCAGUAUAAGACAAAAUUAUAUUUUUAACUUUGGAAUUUCAUGGUCUUGUAAAUAAAAGUCAGCAAACCCACAUAUGUCUCUGAAAGCCAUGUAUCACAUGAUUGUACAGUGUUUCCUGUAAGGCACUUUUUCUUUUCUUACAUACAACUGCCUUAAGUCAUAAAAUAACUAUGAAUUGCACUCCAUGUCUGAAUCCCUGUCAAUUAAUUUACAUUUGCAUCCCGUUUUUGUACUGUAACGUUGCAGACAAUCGCUGUAAAUCUAAUGCUUUUAAAUAAAAGAACUUAUU
Molecule: messenger RNA, 2464 nt
Organism: Cololabis saira (Pacific saury)
Lineage: Eukaryota; Metazoa; Chordata; Actinopteri; Beloniformes; Belonidae
Product: cyclic AMP-responsive element-binding protein 5-like
Exons: 10
Coding region: 228-1724 (498 amino acids)
Biological process (GO): regulation of transcription by RNA polymerase II
Molecular function (GO): cAMP response element binding; DNA-binding transcription factor activity, RNA polymerase II-specific
Source: RefSeq, a predicted model, not a curated record